Sabethes cyaneus is the source of this 7950-nucleotide messenger RNA. RefSeq lists its product as uncharacterized. The record is from RefSeq and is a predicted model, not a curated record. Lineage: Eukaryota; Metazoa; Arthropoda; Insecta; Diptera; Culicidae. Bases 60 to 6113 code for a protein of 2017 amino acids. The transcript is spliced from 9 exons.
UUCUUUUAUUAAAACUCAAGAAGUGGAAUUUUGACUGGCCGGAGUUGAUAGCUGCUAUAAUGUCAUCACUCAAAGACUGGGAUAUUAUCAAGUUGAGUACUCUGGUAACAAAUGUGGAUGCAAAACUAUCUGCUAGUACUAAAACCGAUAGAGAUUUCCAAAUAAUAUGCUUAGUUAGGCGAAACGAUCAAAUCCUGUUCCGAUAUAUUGACAGUGUGGGAAAGGUGCACCUUAUGCUAAUAUGUUGGUUCGCAGAGAAUUGUAAAACAAUACAAGAUGUAUGCUUUGAUAGCACAGGCAGCUGGCUGUUGGUUUUUUGCUACGAUAAUACAUUACAUAUAGUUCCAGCUUUAUCAAUUUGUGACAAAUCAAGAUACGAAGAUGGUACUUUUAAUCAGAAUGAAAUUACAUCAUUCAUUGUACCGUUUAUCGGACCACACGAGUGUCCCAACCCUCAAACUUGCCCUAAUAACUCGCACAAUAUUUCUGCAGUAGCUUCUCAAAGAUCUUCAAUUAUUUCUGAUGGCAGUAGCAAAUCUAGCAUAAGCCUGGAUAUGGGAAACAGUUCUACGACCGCACAGCAAUGCAUGAAACGAUCGGAGUCUAUUUAUACUACUCACAAAAUUGACGAAGUAUAUUCAUUACAUAGCAUAUAUAAUCAACUAUGCAACAAUGAUCAAGCACAAGUUCCAGCGGAUUCAGUGACUCCGAUUGCCAUGAAAACUAUUGAAAACUUUUUCGCAGAAGGAGCUAUGAGAGAGAAUGUCGCACCGAAGGAAUCUAGCCCGCAGGAAAGCGGUGAAAGCAGGACAAUGAGUUCCAGUAUUGGAUCAACUGCAUCGCUUUCUUGCCCAUAUCCAACAUGCUGUAGCUGGUGGAAAACUCUAACCGAAGAGCCGCGAGCCAUUUUAGGAUACUCCGAUGGGUCUAUUUGUGUUGUUGCUCUGACACCAAACUGUCCGUUUCUUGGAAAUACCAAUUGCGAACGUGGAUCUAUAGUGAAAUUGGUUAUUUGUCAAGACAAUACAAUGGAAACCAUCAGUCUUAUGAUAAAUACAUCAACCAACGAGCAAUGGAAAUUGUUACUUGAACAAAAGUCCAUUAAAUAUACAUUUCCUGGAGAUAUUUCACCAACAUCUAGUAAUGAGUUAAAGACGGAAAUGAUGAAAACACUUGGCGAUUUAGAAAAGCCGGACUCUGGAGCCAUUGACGAUUGGCAGAUAGUACUGUCAUUACCUAAAUCAAAUGAAACGCAAGAUCAAGGAGACAAGAGUUCCAGCCCAAGUGGCUCCGAACCUCAAUCGAGCGAUGAUUUUGAAAAAAUUGAAGGAGAAGGAUCAAUUGAUGAUAGUAAAGCUGAAGCCAAGACGCAACAGGGAGCUCUUCCUAAACUAUUUCCGGCCGCAAAAGCUAGACUGUUAUCGUUGAGGGAUCUAGGAGCCAAAAAGAUCGGAACACUAAAACUGAAACUUUCAGAGAACCGUAUUAAAGCCAAAGAAAAAGAGAAAAUCAAAGACCAGGCAGCAAAUUUGGCUGUGAUGGAAUUACCUGGAAUGUAUCCAGAAAUUUUAACAACUCCGGCUGGUCCUUAUUUCGUAGUACAAUAUUUAGAUGGAAAAUAUCUCCUUAGUGCACUACAUGCAUAUUCAGACACACUGUCGGUUCACAGCAUGGAUAUAAGUUUGAUUCCGCUGCAUAUAUACAAAGUUCCCAAGCGGGUUAAAACGACUGUUUUAACGAAAAACGUUAUUUAUUUGAUGCAUGAACUGAGCCAAGCAUCGGAAAGAUCAACGGACAGUACAAAUUCGUCCCCAUAUGCGGGAGAACAGCCGACAGUAGACGAUAUUCCAUUGCAGUCACGGCGUGAUACUGAGAGUAGUAUCGAGAACAUUGGCAGCAGUCAUAGCCCAACGCAAGUUGAAGACGAAGAUGCGACGACGGAAUCCACUAACACCGAUACAGUCAAAGCAAUAUCUGUGCUUAGUUGCCAAAUGGCAGCAAUGAAAAUGGGCGAUGAUUGCGAUUUUAAUGAACAUGCUAUGUUAGCAAUGUUUACGUUUCCCGAUGAAACAAUUUUAAAUAUUCAUCAGGUUAGAACAUUGGAAGCUAACGGCGAAUCCAACGAAGCAGAUGAAUCAAAACCAAGUGCACAACACGAUUCAGCGGAUGCACGAUCGAUAUUUCAAAAAUCAGCUGUUUCCAACUAUCUGAAAAUGCAAAGAAGCCUAAGAAUGGAUAAAAAAUUAGAAACAACCGAAAGCCAAGUAAUGGUUGAUGAAUUCCCUCGCGUCGAGUUCGACAAUGCACUUGUAGUGACAGACAAGAACUUGUACAGGAUUGAGCUUAGCGAUACAGCUAGAAAUAUUUUUCUGAAAUUGGCUCACAAAUCGAUUUGGGCCGCUUGUGAAGAUUUCUGCAUAACGUUUGGAUUGUCCCUCCCAACCUGCGUGGAGUAUGCAGGGGAUGUUCUACUCAAACGAAGAAAAAUCACGGAAGCUUUGAUGACCUACAACAUUGCCCGUUUGUCUCCAAUGAAAACAGCACUUAAACUAGCUAUGGCCAACGAGAAUGGGGCUUUGAUGAAGCUGUGUUCAAUGGCACUGCGUAAUUCGCACAUUAUCAAUAGUCAGUUUAUUAUGCACGAUAUUAUGAGGAUUCUUGUCGAUGAAGCACAUCUCGGAAAUGUGGUCUAUGAUUCGCUAAUGAAUUUAAAUGCCAAGAUUUCCCUGAAACCCAUAAACGUCGGAGCUCAGUGUAGUGAUUAUUCUUAUGACAAUGAUGACGUUUCAUGGGAUGUUCAGAUUUCAACAACAGCGCAGUUUCAUCUAUCCAACUUGAUGCUUCUCACAUUAUGCGAAAGAUGUGUACAGGACAAAAAUUAUAUCCCGCUUUGGAAUUUUCUGGUGACGAAUAGUAAAUAUCACACCAGUUUGGCAUGUAUAGUGCUUGCGCAUGGAAAACUGUACUCCUCGGCUGUACUACUGGCAAUGAUACGAGGAACCUGCCUGGACGUAUUCAGUUGUCUAAUAGGUAUUUGGGAUCAGUUGUGCGAUAAUGUUCAAGAGCUUAAUGCAUACGCCUAUAAUCUGGCAAAUGAAUUAUUUAUGGAAAGCCUAAUAUAUCUACAAGAGUACGCGCUGGAAUAUUUUGACCUAAUUCGUAAAAGCAUUGAUAAAUUUGACAUCAACGUUUUGGAGCGAUUGAUCCGCCAACUUAAUCCGUUUCACCCAGUAUUUCGACCGCUAAUGCAUAAACUGUCCAAUCAUGAUAGUUCCAGCAAGGAGUUGGACAAACAUCUGCUCCUAUUCUGCAAAUCUUUAAUAGAAUCUUUUCUGGCAGUGUCUAUUCGCGCCCAGAUGCUUAAAACCCACAGUGGAAGCUUUGUCAGUGCACUCAAGCUAAUACGAGUACACUACGAUGAAAAGCUAGUUGAAAUGCGAUUACGACAAUAUUCACCUAUCUCAGCCGGAUUUUCACACGCUGGUUGCGUUGUCAAUAAAGUGGCGUAUCUGUGGGGAUCCAAUGGGGUCAACUGUGCGCUCAGCAGAACAUCGCUACUAGGUGAUCCACUGUCUACCAAUGGAUGUCCGCCGCAUGUGUCCUUCCUGAAACAGCUGGAUCUGGAGGUAUUGGCCGUGCAGUGCGGCAGGCUUCACACGUUACUACUGACUAAUAAUGGGGUCUACUCUAUGGGAGCCAACAAUCUGGGGCAGCUUGGCAUCGGAAGUCACGUGCUUAAUGCACUUCAACCAAUGUUGAUACCGAAGCUAGAUGGCAAAAACAUUACGCAUUUUUGCGCCGGUCAAUACCACAAUGCAGUUGUAGCCGAUGGACUUCUUUAUACUUGGGGAUGGGGUAUAUUUGGACAACUAGGACAUGGUUCUGUCGGAGACUCGCCCGAGCCAAAAGCAGUGGAUUUUUUUAGAAAAAAAAAUAUUCAACAGAUAUCACUUGGUCAUGCGCAUACCCUGGUUCUAUGUAAGCGAGAUAGUAACACUAAAAAUGUUCUCUACGUAUUCGGAUCCAACCAUUAUGGUCAGUUGGGCUUGGGUCAGGAAGACAAGUUUAACACUACUGUUGAUACACGAAAUGGAAAAUCAUUUGUACUUUCAUUAAUCCCUCGCCGUUUGGAAUUUUCGGAGGAAAUCAGCUUAAUUAAUACAAAACUCUUUGCCAAUCUUGUCCUAACCACCGAUAAUAAGCUAUACACCUGGGGUGCAUCCCCUCAGGCUCUGCGAUUGGCGACGCAGGCCCGCAAACGAGCCAAACCUUCGCACAAAAGCCGAUUUUCGGCUCACACCAACCCAUCAGGACCACCGAACGCACCCGAAACCAAAGUAAAUGAACAAUCCCCUCUCGUAUCACCUACUAGUCAAACGGAACAACCAGUUGAAACUACACAAACUAUUGAGCCAAACUCUGUUUUCAAUGAUGAGCAAAAAUCAGACACAACCGACAUCACAUCAACUAAACCUGACAUGCUUGAAGAAAAACCAUCUGCGAUGCAAAUUCCAGAGAUUAAAAUUGAAGAUACAAGUGAAGACUCAAAGUCAAGUGGAGCGAAUGACGAUAAGCAAUCGUUGCCAGCUAACGCUGGGGAAGAUUAUGCUGAGCAUCUGUUCCCUAAUUUGGUUGAUACUACUCUAGUUACGGAUGACAUUGUUAAGAUUUCAAGCGGUCUAUAUCAUUUUGCUAUACUAACAGCGAGAUCCUACUUGUACACUUGGGGUAAAAAUAUUGAACGUCAAUUGGGUCGUGAAGGUGGCCGUAACGAAGUACUGAUUCCAACAAAAUUGGAAACAUUGGCGAACGAUAUUGAAUUUGUGGAAUGUGGUGCUGACUUCACGCUUAUUAUGACAAGUAGUGGCAUCGUCAAAUCAUGGGGAAAUAAUAAUAUGGGUCAAUGCGCAAAGGAAAUUAACCAAGAACGGGGUGGUGGUGUUCCGGGUAAAUUAGUGAGGUUACCCAUUUCUAACAGAUUAGUUCGAAUUCCCGAUAGUUCACAGUUUAUUGAGCUGCCCCACGAGAUUAAACUACCUCUAAGCGACGAAAUGUCAGACACAGCAAACGGCAGCAUUAGUAUGCGAAUGAUAAAGGCAAUGCCGAAGUAUAGGCGUAACUUUGUGAUAAAGAGCACCCUGGAAAAGGUAAUAAGCAAUAAUAUUUCGACAAUAAGUUCUAGCCUGAAUGAUAUUAGCAAUGUUACUGAGAUGGAGGAUUUCGUUGGCGAACUAAGGACAGCAUUUGAUUGCCGCAUUCAACAUCAAAACGCAAGCGCUAUGUCAUCGCUGCAAUCCGUAUCAUAUGCUACUUCACCGACUUCUUUGACUGUUGUAGACGAAGAUGAAGAUGAUUACGCUAUGGACGACAAUGACCCAGACGAGGAACCUAGUUCUAAUGCCUCAUCCCUGUUCAACGAUCGUUAUCUAAUGACCAAUGAUUUCAUACAUUUUUGCAUGUAUAUCUUCCAUGGAUUAUACAGUCAAGACAGCAUACUUGAAAUGACUAAGCGCUGCAAUGAGUAUCACAUACGCAUGAUGGUGCUGAAUUACGACUACGUGGAAGCUUUCCAUUUAAUUCUAGAACUUUUGUCAGGAUCACUUUCAUCGUCCGCAUCACCAAUAACAGUAACUAAAACAACUCUAAAUGUAGUGAAAAUAUUCGAAUAUUUCACCAAGGACUCCAACAUCGUUCCGAUGGACACUGCCAAUUUCAAGUAUUUCAUCUACGAACUAUUUAUGUUUUUUAUUAAGCACAACAUUUCGCUGGACAUGCUUGAAGAGUACUUUUUACGCAAUUUAGACUACUAUUUGGUGCAGUUGGCGUUCGUACUUUAUUUCAACAAUACUAACAAUUUGAUGGCCGGCGCUGUGCGAAACGAUGUAGAUCGGGAAACACUAGAGCUGGAAAGAAAGUUGCUAGACAAGUUUAACAACAAUGGCAACAAUCUGUUCGCCGAGGCCACUUUCGGUGGUAGUACUGGACAGUUUUCGACAAAUGCGAAAGUGGUACGCAAGCUGGAAAACACGGACUGUAUUAGCAAGGCACUUUCCACUAAAUUCAGUGUGACAGUGUGCCAGAAAUUGAUCGAAUACUUUGAGCGCUACAAAUGACUGCUAUCGUGGAUGGAACGUUCGCGGUAAACGUUAUUUUUAGUUUUCGCUGCAUCAAAGCCAAAUAUGUUAUAUUUUAUGUUAUUAUUUCUUGUGACUGGUGUGAAAGUUUAGUUUGUUUUUAUAUUCAUCUAUUGAAAGUAUUUGUAUACUAUAUUGUGUGUUACGCACAGGUAAUCGAAUGUUGUAGAUAUUUGAGUGAUUAUUUAUUAUUAGACUGCUUAUAUGCUUUAGUACCAUCACAUGUUUGAUAUGUUAUCGUACCUUCAGUAAAUUUUCUUGCAGGAUAUUGAAAGACUGAGAAAUUAACACAUCAUUGGUUUACGCUAUUCGAUUAUUAAACGUGCAAUGCGGAUUCUUCAAAUCCUAAGAGUAUCUUUGGCAAGAAGGAGAAAAAACUUAACGAACACUUCAGUUGCGAUUCUGUUUUAUGCAGGCUCUAGUCAUAUUGAAGCAAAGCAAUAGGCAAUUUGAUGUUUAAUCAUUUAACGUUGAAUUUUAACUGUUUGGGCAGGAUACGGAGUAGCAAGGCAAUACACAAGUCAGUGGCAUUGGCAAUCUAGAUGGUUGUUAGGGCUUGUUCUAUUCAUAAAUACAGAAUAUCUAAUCACAUGCUACUUUUAAAUAUCUACUAAUUUUAUAGUCUUGUCAAUUGAAGCACAACAUACUAUUUGAGCAACAGUUUCUUGUAUCAUCAUGAUAAAUGAACCAGAGAUAUCUCUUGCAAAGCAGUCAAACUACAAUUAUUAGCUGUGUUAUUAGCUCAUUCAAACCGUUAUAUAGAUAAAAUGCGGGAAAUAAUCAAUUCCCGAUAAGAUUGUAUAUUGUACAACAAAAAUGUUUUUUUGGUAUAGUCGGUUGAUAUGCUUCUCCAAAUAAUUGGCUCAUAAGAACUGUAUGUUCAAGUUUAUGGAAGACUUAACUACCAGCCAUGUCUUAUCACAAAAUAAUUCCUACUGUCAUAUCUGAUACAUAAAGCUUAUAACUUUUUGGUCGUGUGAGCUCAAAUCCGGAGAAAAAUCAUGAGCGACGGUCUCCCGCUUAAUUUUGACCUCUGAAAAUAACGUAUAUAAAUAUAACAUUUUAAGUGACAGUAGUAUGCAAUGAUUUGUUUGUUGAACUAAAUUAUUAUUCUUGCAACUUUUUACAAGUUAAAUGCGAUAACAAAAACAUAUUUUACAAAAAAAAUUGUUUGAUAUCUAUAUUAGCUGCAUAUACCUGAUAAACGAAUGGCUUACCAUUUGAUUUCAAAAACACCGUUAUUUGUGAGGAGUCAGGUAAGACAGUAGGAUUUUUAGUUGAAACACUGCGGUUGAGCCUUCCACCUUUUAUAUUAAGUUAACUGCUCUGCCACGAGCACCGAACCUUAUUCUUCGACGUCAUUUCAAUACUAAAGCUUCGAGAAUAGCUUUAAAAAAUCUCCUGAAAUAACCUGUUUGCCUUUGCCACUGAUGAAAUAGAAUAGCACAUAUUGUAACGUUCAUCUAAAAGGAUUGCAUAAAGAAUUGAAAUGGCUUUACAGUUACCGUGAUUAAUUGAUCCUAUUCAUUGUCUUUAAAUAACUUACUGACCAAGUCAUUAGAGUUAGAAUUUACUCACAUACAUAUUCAUAUAAAUUACGGAAUAGACUAAUAGCUUUUGAAAAAAACAUGCGUGUUUCGAUGUAUAAAAUCACGAAACAUAAACAAUAUUGAUAUUCAAUUCAAGGGUUCAUUAUUAGCAACUCCUUUAAUUGUUAGUGUUAGCUAAAUAACAAAAUAUAAGUAAAUUUUUGAGCUAUUUUUUGCUAAAUUAUUGUUAUCCAGGUUUUAAUUUACCAUUCAAGGGAUUGUUCAAG